Lampris incognitus (smalleye Pacific opah) is the source of this 4325-nucleotide messenger RNA. RefSeq names its product dynamin-1-like protein. Lineage: Eukaryota; Metazoa; Chordata; Actinopteri; Lampriformes; Lampridae. The coding region runs from base 145 to 2127 and encodes 660 amino acids. Gene Ontology annotation, biological process: mitochondrial fission. Gene Ontology annotation, molecular function: microtubule binding; GTPase activity; GTP binding. The record is from RefSeq and is a predicted model, not a curated record. Gene Ontology annotation, cellular component: membrane; mitochondrion; microtubule. The transcript is spliced from 17 exons.
CUUUGCUGUUGAUUUUGGAUGCGUUUGUCAGAAUAUGGGAUCAUGUAUUUGGAACUAAUGCUAGCUAUACUUGUAUGAAAUUGAAACUCUUUGUAGAAGGAGGAAAUUUGCUCCGUCCAGCGUGUGUCCAGUCUUACUGGAGGAAUGGAGACUCUAAUUCCCAUAAUCAACCGACUGCAGGAGGUUUUCCUUACAGUGGGGGCAGAUAUCAUACAGCUCCCCCAGAUAGUGGUGGUUGGAUCACAGAGCAGUGGAAAGAGCUCCGUUCUGGAGAGCCUGGUUGGACGGGAUUUUUUGCCUCGGGGAUCAGGAAUUGUCACAAGACGACCCCUAGUGUUGCAGCUGAUAAACGUGGCCCCUCUACAGGAGAGAAAGCAAAUGGAAAAUGUUAUUAAAGCGGAAGAAUGGGGUACAUUCCUGCACUGCAAGAAUGAGGUCUUUACAGAUUUUCAAGAAAUCCGCAAGGAAAUUGAAGCAGAGACUGAACGGAGCUCAGGUGACAACAAGGGAAUCAGUCCUGAACCCAUCCAUUUGAAGAUUUUCUCACCCAAAGUCCUAAAUCUUACACUGGUUGAUCUACCUGGUAUCACCAAGGUUCCUGUUGGGGACCAGCCAGAGGACAUUGAAGCUCAAGUCCAAGAGAUGAUCCUUUCCUUCAUCUCCAAUCCAAACUCCCUCAUUCUCGCAGUGUCCCCUGCCAAUUCGGACUUGGCCACCUCUGAUGCACUCAAACUGGCCCACGAGGUUGAUGCAGAUGGCCGUAGAACGCUGCUGGUGGUCAGUAAACUAGACCUGAUGGAUGCUGGGACUGAUGCCCUAGAGGUCCUUCUGGGCCGAGUCAUCCCGGUCAGGCUUGGGAUUAUCGGGGUUGUUAACAGGAGCCAGCAUGACAUCAACACUCAGAAGAGCCUGGAGGACGCCAUGCGAGAUGAGCAGGCCUUCUUGCAGCGCCACUACCCCUCGCUGGCCUCCCGCUGCGGCUCACGCUAUCUGGCCAAAACUCUCAGCAGGCUGCUCAUGCACCACAUCCGGGACUGUCUGCCAGACCUGAAGACUCGUGUGACCGUGCUGAGUGCCCAGUACCAGACCCGGCUCAGCAGCUAUGGCCAGCCAGUCGAGGACCACAGCGCCACCCUGCUGCAGAUUGUCACAAAAUUUGCCAGCGACUAUUGCAACACUAUAGAGGGAACAGCCCGGCACAUUCAGACCUCAGAACUUUGUGGGGGUGCUCGUAUCUGCUACAUAUUCCACGAGACGUUUGGCCGGACUCUGCAGUCGAUCGACCCGCUGGGUGGCUUAACAGAACUUGACAUCCUUACUGCCAUCCGCAACGCCACAGGUCCGCGGCCGGCCCUCUUUGUGCCUGAAGUGUCUUUUGAGCUGCUGGUGAAGAGGCAGAUCAAGCGGCUGGAGGAGCCCAGUCUACGCUGUGUUGAGCUUGUCCACGAGGAACUACAGAGGAUCAUCCAGCACUGCUCCUCGUACAGCACACAGGAGCUCCUGCGUUUCCCCAAGCUGCACGACUCCAUUGUGGAAGUAGUGACUGGAUUGCUGAGGAAGCGCUUGCCAAUCACAAAUGACAUGGUGCAUAAUUUAGUAGCCAUUGAGCUUGCUUACAUUAACACGAAACAUCCAGACUUCACUGAUGCAGCUCAGGUCUCAGCAUCGGUCAACAGUCAACAGGCAGAGGGCCUUGAUGGAGGGAGGCGUUGGAAGAAUGAAAAGGCUGCUGAGGAGAAAGCUCCUGCUGCUGGCUUUGGCAGCCCCAGCAAAAGCCAAGCCAUUAACCUUCUAGACUCGGCGGUGCCCACGUCAAGGAAGCUGAGUGCCAGGGAGCAGAGGGAUUGUGAGGUCAUCCAGCGUCUCAUCAAGUGCUACUUCCUCAUCGUCCGCAAGAGCAUCCAAGACAGUGUGCCAAAGACAGUGAUGCACUUCCUAGUGAACUUUGUUAAGGAGCGAUUGCAAAGCGAGCUUGUUGGACAGCUUUACAAACAACCCCUGCUGCAAGAGCUGCUUAUCGAGUCACAGGACACGGCACAGCAGAGGACUGAGGUUGCCCAGAUGCUCGAGGCCCUUCAGAAAGCCAAUAACAUCAUCUCUGAGAUCCGGGAGACGCAUCUGUGGUAGCUAGCGGAAAAUAGCUGUUGCCAUCUCAUGUGACACAUUUGAUAGGGUGAGAGUGUACGCGUCUCCACACUUGAGAAUGUCUGUUCGUGUUGCAGUACUGCUGUUUUCUAAUGGACCAGUGACCAUAACACAUUGAGAGCUUGUUUCUCUUGCCAGCUGGUUGCUGUUGGUGUGUGUGCAGUUGAUGUGUAAUUGGGUCACACUUUAAGUAACGUGUAAGGAUAAAGCAUCGCACACAAGCUGGACUUUGCAGUCGUCACAUCUCCUGUAAUGUGAAAGCCACUGCCAUAAGCAAAGUUUGCCUGCAUCAUGUUUUUGACAAGAUAUUUGUUUGGUGAUAGAAUUGUUGCUGUAAAUGUAAAUAAUGGUAUGGAAUAUUUAGGUUGUCCUGGAGGAUGUUUUACCAUCGACUAGUCCAUCACACUGUGCUCAGAUGGCUUCAUUAUCUUUCAGUUUAUUGGGCUGCCUCAGAGCUCAUAUAUCAGGUGCUAAAACUAUUUUUGAUCAAAUAUUUUAGUCAGCCCCGCACCUAAAUAUCCCGCGUUGAAGCAAAGCUCUGACUAGAAAUGAAAGUAAAAAUCCACUGCGGUCAGUGCAGACUGCAGUGGAUGUUGGACGAUCAUAGAAUUUUGCAGCUAACCCAGGAUGAUAAUGAGUUGUCUUUCUGGCUCUGUGAUGAUGAUUUCAAGUUUAUUUUCAACAGUUGUGUUUACAUAUCAUUCCUUGUUUAUACCGUGUUGUACUAUUUUCCCAGAUUAGUGUGUAGCCAUAAAUAAGGUAACAAACUGUAAUGAAACAUCCCUCUGCAAGUGCUUGAAUGGACAAUUUUAGUGUUCAGAAAACAAUGAUGAAACAAAGAAGACACAUAUGUCGCUUAACUUCCCAGGAGAGGUAGGCUGUUGCAGUGUUACUCCGCACCAACCCAAGGUACUGGCUUCAGCAUUAAGAAGAACUACGGGGUGUCCAGGUAGCGUGGUGGUCUAUUCCGUUGCCUGCCAACACGGGGAUCUCCGGUUCGAAUCCCCAUGUUACCUCCGGCUUGGUCGGGUGUCCCUACAGACACAAUUGGCCAUGUCUGUGGGUGGGAAGCCGGAUGUGGGUAUGUGUCCCGGUCGCUGCACUAGCGCCUCCUCUGGACGGUCAGAGUGCCUGUUCGGGGGGGGGGGUAGUGUGAUCCUCCCACGCGCUACGUCCCCCUGGUGAUACGCCUCACUGUCAGUUGAAAAGAAGCGGCUGGUGACUCCAUAUGUAUCGGAGGAGGCAUAUGGUGGUCUGCAGCCCUCCCCGGAUCAGCAGAGGGGGUGGAGCAGUGACCAGGACAGCUCGGAAGAGUGGGGUAAUUGGCCGGGUACAAUUGGGGAGAAAAAGGGGGAACCCCCCCCCCCCAAAAAAAAAAAUUCCAGGGUCAGAGGUAUUGAGUACAGAUCCAGGUGGUGGGCUUCCUAUGCUCUGCAUCUGUCUCUGACUUCCUUAAACAAAGUCUCCAGUGGUUUUUAUGUUAGACCUUCCUGCAUCAUAUCUGAACCAUCCCUGAGGGCUGAGGCAGACGGAAACUAUCCAAAUCACAUACCUCGCCAGCCAUCGAACAUGACUGCCCUAAGAAUGAGUAUGAUUAUAACUGGUUGAACUCCUGCAUGCACUGUGUCGCAUUUCCAAAUGUACCACGGGCGAUGUCGGUCGCCAUGUGAAUUAUAACCUUUCAACAUCACUCAACUAUAGUAAUUUCCUUCCCUGUCAAAUAGUCGUUUGGAUUGUGUAAUUUUACCUGAUAUUGGUCAAGUUUUACCCCCUUUCAUCUGUUUAUCCUGUUUAAGUGCAGUAACUGUGUGAAUUUGUUCUCAUAGCCAGAAACGUUGGGAAACCCAAAGUUUUCCUGAAGGUCAAGGUUUCCUCAGAAAGACAUGCCUUAGUAGGACUAUCCGCCCAUAACACGGACUUUCAUGAGGUCAGGGAGAGAACACAACAUACACAGCCGGUCUCUCUUUCUGGAAGCUCUGGAUGCGUGUGCAUGUGUGUGUAGGGUGUGCAUGUGUUGAUGUAUGAAUCAGUGACCCUUUGAUGUGUAUAUUUUGUAUCAUUUAAAUGUACAUUGUUACCAAAUGUUUGUCAACUGCCUGGAAGUUCUUUCCUGCCAAUAUUUGUCGUACAUGUUUACUGAAUGGGGUUUGUGAGGCUGAGAAGAACUCAUUAAACCCCGA